This is a messenger RNA of Setaria italica (foxtail millet), 820 nucleotides long. RefSeq names its product protein transport protein Sec61 subunit beta-like. The coding region runs from base 90 to 413 and encodes 107 amino acids. The record is from RefSeq and is a predicted model, not a curated record. Lineage: Eukaryota; Viridiplantae; Streptophyta; Magnoliopsida; Poales; Poaceae. The transcript has a single exon. Gene Ontology annotation, cellular component: Sec61 translocon complex. Gene Ontology annotation, biological process: intracellular protein transport.
CCCAAUCCCCGUCUGAUCUCGUUAUAGCUGUGGUCGCCGUACCUGCGGGCACUGCAAUCCCACAGAUCCCGAUCCCCAACGCCGCCUCCAUGGCCCGCUCCUCCUCCCAGUCCCAGUCCUCCGUCGGCGGCGCCGGCGCCGGAGCCCGCCCGGCCACCGUCGGCCCGCGCGGCACGGCCGCAGCCGCCGCCGGCAUGCGCCGCCGCCGCGCCACCGCCAGCACCGGGGGAGGGGGCUUCUCCGGCGGCGGCGGCAGCAACAUGCUGCGCUUCUACACCGACGAGGCCCCGGGCCUGCGCCUCUCGCCCACCAUGGUCCUCGUCAUGUCCCUCUGCUUCAUCGGGUUCGUCACCGCCCUCCACGUCUUCGGCAAGCUCUACCGCUCCCGCACCGCCGCAGCUGCAUCCGCCUGAUCCAUCCCAUUCCUCGGAUCACAUCGCAGUGUCAGCACAUCAGACGGUUUUCAUGUACUACUGCCUAAGUAGCCUCUUCUUUUUAUGGAACCUUGCAACUUACAAGUUAUUAAUCAUGGAUGCCCUUUCUGUUUAUUCUUCCCCCUUCCCUUCUUUUGAUUAGCUUUUACUCCCAGAUGCAAACAACUAGUCACUUCACUCCUGCUUGUGAAAUCGCUGUAAUCCAACCAUAGGGGUUGUUGCUACAGCUAAUUUUGCAUCCUACUAGUAACUUGUAUGUGCUUGAGGAUUUCUACAAUCUUGGCAUCUUGCUAUUGCUAGCUCCAUCUGCUGCUAAGUUUACUAAUUUACUUACAUCAGCUUGUGAGCUGGUAUUACCCAAUCAAAAAGUUCAAAUGGUUUCUGGA